AUGGAGCUAUCUAGUGCACUACGCCCCCUCGAUGAAUCACUUCUACGCGAACUCCCCCAACUCUCUCUUCGUAUCGCCCCUCUACGAGAACCGGUUUCCUCCCGAACCCUAAGCGUCCCAUCACCUCUCGAACCAAAUGCCAGUGGUGCUCGAGAGAAUAAUAUAUCUAAGGGGAACAAAAGCAAUGGACAUGUCUCUGCAAAUGCCAAAACAGGCCUACCAACGGUGACGGAAUUCCUUAAUGCUGCGCGGACUAAGAAGACCGAACUAUCCGCCGAUUCGCAGUCAAGUGUUGAACGCCUGCCGAGACCGAUCCUUCCAGCAUUCGUGAACCUUCGUGCCCUUGAAAAAUUUCCAUUUUCAUCUUCUUUCGAUGAUGAUGCGCUCCAAGGACCCCGAAAGCGUCGCCGGUUAGAUCUUCAGACUGAUUCGUUCAGUGAGCAUCUACAGCUGCCCAUCCCGCAGGCCCAAAAAGAGCAGCGACCUCCCCCAUUUGGGCCAUUUGCUAUCUUGAAUGGACUGAAUGAGCCACCACCUAAUGCUGCACUUCUUCCACCUAUCGAGGCUGGGUCUAAUAUUUCCCAGCUUCUGAACAAGCCAUCUGGGCGCAGUGCUUCCAUUGACCCGGGAGCCUUGGUAUCCGCUCAAGUUGUUAGCGCUGAUGGCCAGUCCGUGGAGAGACGAGAUGCGAGACUAGAAGAGAUUCUGAGUACCUCACUCAACGACGACGAAGACAAUGAUCAUAAUGAUAAUGACAACAACACUAUUGAAACUACCAAUACUUUGGAUACGAAUGAAAUUGACCCAGCAAUCCGUGAUGCAAACGUUUCUAAGACCAAUGCCUUGCCUCCCGCACCGAAAGAGAAAGCGCCUAUCCCCCCCAAAAAUCGCGGUCGAUCUCGUAAAAACCUGAGAAUGUGGACCGAGGAAGAAACGUCUGCCCUCCUUCGGGGUGUGGUCAAGUGUGGGAUUGGAAAUUGGACUGCUAUCCUGGCUCAGCCGGAACUGGAGUUCAAUCAGAGGUCUGCCUCUAAUCUGAAAGACAGAUUUCGAGUGCUAUGCCCAUGGGCCUAUCGUGCUUCCGACCCCAACGAAGCCGCGAAACAAAUCCACGACACCCUCACCAAUGCCCUAAUCAAGUCCAACGACGCUUCAGAUGUAGCAUUUGGCAAGAUCUACCUCCCUCAUCCAAACCCCUUAAAUCAAGGCUCCGAAUCAGCCUCUAGCUCCGGAAGUCCAGCAAACAAACCACACAAUUCCUCAACCCCAAGCACUCUCUCGCCUACACCCGAUACCGAUGCUCGGAACAGUAGCAACACCCAAUCAAAGUCACCCUCAUCAGAUCAGAGCACUCCUGCGCCUUCAGACAAAUCCCGCCUCGCAUCCAUUGCCCUUGCAUCCUUUGGAAUCCCAGAACCGCACGUAACAAAAGCCAAACGACGCUCUCGGCGCCCCUUCACCCCAGCCGAAGACGAAGCCCUACUCAAAGGCUACGCAGUCCACGGAUUCCAAUGGACCCUAAUACAACAAGACGCACGACUAAAUUUGAGCCACCGCAAAUCAACCGACCUCCGCGACAGAUUCAGAACAAAGUUCCCAGACGCCUAUCGCAAUGGUGGCUCCGUGAGCGGCAAGAAACCCACCGCCCAAAGCCCAAGUCUCGGUCUGUGCUCGGUUUCUGGUCAGAACUCGCCGGCAGGAGGGCCAACGCCUUGGCCACAUGCUGCCAAUACUCGCGAACAAACUCCAACGAAGGCCAAUUUCAAUGCUGUGACGCCGAAUCUCACCCCGCGCCAUUUGUCGUCCAGGAGUCGUCAUGUUGCUACUCCUUCUCAGCAGUCUAAUGUUGGUCCUAUGGAUUCUGCUUUCUUGCCUCCGCCUCCACCUCCACAGGUAUUCUUGGAGACUUCUAUGAGUCUUCCCCAUACCGGGGGUGUUGGGCUUUCGUUUUCUUUGGAUGAGGGUUCUGGGACGGGUACUUCUUCGGGUGUUGAGACGCCUUGGGAGGAUAAUACGCUUGCUCCUAUGAAUUGGGAUGAAUUGGCUUGA
Penicillium antarcticum is the source of this 2049-nucleotide messenger RNA. RefSeq names its product telomere repeat binding factor family protein. The transcript has 3 exons. The coding region runs from base 1 to 2049 and encodes 682 amino acids. Lineage: Eukaryota; Fungi; Ascomycota; Eurotiomycetes; Eurotiales; Aspergillaceae. The record is from RefSeq and is a predicted model, not a curated record.